GCGGUGCGAUCUUCUCCCCGGUUGCAGAGUGCCGGUUCGGGAAGCAGCAGGCAAUAAACACGCAAAGCUGAAGUGGUGGAGCUGAUGGUGCGGAAGAAAUUACAAGAGAAGAUCAAGAUUAACACCACUGAUUUAAUGAAAUGGUUUGCGGGAACGAUAAACCCCCCCGUCUGCUUCAGCAAGUGCGUCAGAGGAAGGGCGAGAUUGGUCGAGGAAUUGAAAGGCGCUCCGGAGGCCGAGUAUAUUCAUUUGCACACGUACUGCAGGGUCGUGCGUGAGACCAACCCAGGGUCCAUCAUCGAACUCGAAUGUAAUGGCAACGUGUUUGUCCGCAUCUUUUUUGCGUUCGUUGCUUCGGUGAAUGGAUUUGCACACUGCAGGCCGUUGCUUGUGCUGGACGGGGCCCAUAUUAGGGGGAAGUAUAAGUGUUGCCUUCUUCGCGCAACUGCACGAGACGCGAACGACCAGUGUUUCCCCGUCACGUAUGCAGUUGUUGACGCAGAGAACGAGAAGAACUGGAAACGGUUUUUGGUUCUUCUAAAGCGCGUCUGCGAUGCCGCUCACGUGCCUCACAACAUGAUCACGAUAAUGUCUGACCGCGACAAAGGACUCAUUCCGGCGGUUAGCGAAGAAUUCGGUGAUGACCGCCACGCGUAUUGUGUCCGUCAUGUUAGCGAUAACUUGCUAAAGAGUUUGAGGGUCAACAAAGAGCAGGCAAAGAUGCUCCUUGAAGCAGCGCGAAGCACCAGCAAGAUAGUGUUUGACUACUACAUGCAGCGCGUUGAGGACUUUUCGAAAGACAAGAACAUUGCGGAGAAGAUCUUUGAGAAAGCGGGCAAGAGACAUUGGGGAGGGCCUCAUUUCCUUUCUCCAAGAUAUGGGAAGGUGACGUCGCAAGUUUCCGAGUCAACGAACAACAGAUUCUUGAAGGCUCGGGGGAUGCCGCCGAUCCCACUUAUCGAGGAAACACCGGGACCGGCUGGUGGAGUGCGCCCUUGCGACGUGCCCAUUGCAUGUGAUGUCACCCGUGAACGUGUUGGUCCGACACGACCUCAACGUCAUGAGCAGUUCGGGGAUGAGCACGAUAAUCUUGGUGUUUUCGGCGCAACUAUUUCUGACUUUAAGGGCCUCCAACACGCAGCGCAUGAGCAUGAAGGCUUUUUGGAGGACGAGGGUGUGGCCGGAAAUGACGGCGGCGAUAGUGAGGACGACGAUGACGAAGAGGAUAGUGGUCGUGAGGAUGACGAGCGAGAUGGUGAGGGCAACAAGGAUGACGAAGGCGAAAAUGCGGCAGAGAAGGGGAUGAGCGGGGGGAGGAUGAUGAGAGCAAGGAUAAGGGAGAGAAAGAAGAGAGAAAGGAAACGAAUGAGGAGCGAAAUAAGGAGAAUGUGGACAUCGUCAGGGAAAGGGACGUGGAGGUCCAACAACGGAGCAGCAAGGAGGAUGACAACGACAAAGGGAAGGAGAAGGUCAGUGAGGUAGAGGUGGUGGACCUGUGUGGGGAGGGGGAAGACACUCAACGUGACUGAAGGACUUGGCGACGAAUAUUUGUCACGAACAAAUAAGGACUGCAAUC
Chara braunii is the source of this 1576-nucleotide messenger RNA. The record is from the annotation of a GenBank genome assembly. Lineage: Eukaryota; Viridiplantae; Streptophyta; Charophyceae; Charales; Characeae.